Amblyraja radiata (thorny skate) is the source of this 1220-nucleotide messenger RNA. RefSeq names its product zinc finger protein 239-like. Bases 1 to 1164 code for a protein of 387 amino acids. Gene Ontology annotation, cellular component: nucleus. Lineage: Eukaryota; Metazoa; Chordata; Chondrichthyes; Rajiformes; Rajidae. Gene Ontology annotation, molecular function: RNA polymerase II cis-regulatory region sequence-specific DNA binding; DNA-binding transcription activator activity, RNA polymerase II-specific. The transcript has 4 exons. The record is from RefSeq and is a predicted model, not a curated record. Gene Ontology annotation, biological process: regulation of transcription by RNA polymerase II.
AUGGCCGCCAUCAAACCCCUCACAAAGAUGGCCGCCGGCUGCCGACCAAUCAGCGGCGCCGACCUCACGAAGAUGGCCGCCAUCAAACCCCUCACAAAGAUGGCCACCGGCUGCCGACCAAUCAGCGGCGCCGACCUCACCAAGAUGGCCGCCGGUCCCGCCCCGGGAUCGAGUCUCCGCAUCGACCGCAUGAAAAUGGCGGCGGAGAAGCGGCAGUUGGUGACGUCGCUGCGGACGGAGCUGAGCAAGAACUUCAAGACGGCGAAUGAGCUGAAGAGACACCGGUGGGUGCACACGGGUGAGAAGCCCCAUGGCUGCUCCACCUGCGGCAAGAGCUUUGCCCAGUUGUCGGUGCUGCAGGUGCACUGGCGGGUGCACAGCCGUAAGGGGCCCUUCACCUGCUCCGAUUGCGGCAAAGGCUUCAAGUCGGCACCAGCGCUGAAGAAGCACAGGCGUGUGCACACCGUGGAGCGGCCCUACACCUGCAGAAGAGCAGCAGCCGAGGCGGGGAAAGGAGCCGGGGAACCGGGAGUAGAAAGAGCAGGCGGAGGCAGAGGCGGGGAAAUAGCGGCAGAAUCGGGUGCACGGGCAGGAACAUCUACAAGCACCCUGCUGACGCACCGGCGCACCCACACAGGCGAGCGCCCCUACACAUGCGCCCAGUGCGGUAAGGGCUUCACCCGGUCCAGCAACCUGCUGGAUCAUCAGCGCACCCACACGGGCGAGCGCCCCUACACCUGCGCUCAGUGCGGCAAGGCCUUCACCCAGUCCGGCACCCUGCUGAAGCACCAGCGCACCCACACCGGCGAGCGCCCCUACACAUGCGCACAGUGCGAUAAGUGCUUCACCCGGUCCAGCAACCUGCUGCAACAGCAGCGCACCCACUCCGGCGUGCGCCACUACACCUGCACCCAGUGCGGCAAGGGCUUCAAAUGCUCCUCCAAGCUGCUGUCCCACCAGCAGGUGCACGCCGGGGACCGUCCCUUCCCCAGCCCGGUGAGUGGAGAGCACUUUGCCAUGGCCUCCCAUGCCCUGUCUCACCAGCACGUGCACACCAGUGGCCAGCCCUAUGACUGCCCGUACUGCGGUGAGCAGUUUGACAGCUCGAGGGGGUUACGGCAGCACCGGCGGACCCACGCCGGUGAGCAGCUGCUCCCACUGUGACUAGAGAGCACGGGGGCUGCGGGAGCACCAGCGGAUACACACCGGGAAGAGACCCU